Athene cunicularia (burrowing owl) is the source of this 7986-nucleotide messenger RNA. RefSeq names its product collagen alpha-1(VII) chain-like. Lineage: Eukaryota; Metazoa; Chordata; Aves; Strigiformes; Strigidae. The coding region runs from base 163 to 7782 and encodes 2539 amino acids. The transcript has 93 exons. Gene Ontology annotation, molecular function: protein binding; serine-type endopeptidase inhibitor activity. The record is from RefSeq and is a predicted model, not a curated record.
CUUCAGAGGAGGAAGCAGUCUGAAAUGCAUUACAGGUGUGUGGGUUGCCGAAUUUCAGAUGCUCCCCUUUCAUUUUGUCUCUUAUGGACAAGAUGAAUGAUGCUCCAGGCUGUGUGCUGACUCCAGGAACCAAGAAGGAGCUUCUUCCCAAGGACAAGGAAAAUGUUGUAUGCCCAGAUCCUUGCCUUGGCAGUGGCUGUGGUGCAGUACAGAGCUGUGGCCGUUCAUGAAGCGUGCAGGACAGCAGAGGUGGCCGACAUUUUGUUCCUCGUGGGGCAGUCACAGGGCACAGGAAGGGAGAACUCCCAGCUGGUCAAGGACUUCAUUAGCAGCGUGGCCCGUUCCUUUGAGAACGUGGUGAUGGGCAAAGGAGGCAUCCGGCUGGCGGUGGCACUCUACAGGGAGAAAGCAAGGAUGAGUAUCGAGCUCACGGAUUACAUUACAAUUGAAGAAAUGCUAGUGGCAAUUCAGGAUCUCUCCCUCAAAGGUGGCAGCUUAAAAACAGGGUCAGCCCUGGUGUUUGCAGCUCAUGCCAUGUCUCGCCAGGACACGCUGCGAGAGGAUGCAGCAAAGGCAGUUGUUUUGGUCACGGAUGGGAAAUCCAGCGAUUCGGUUGAAGAUGAAGCCCGGGUCCUGCAGGACGGGGGUGUGACAGUGUUUGCUGUAGGAAUUAAGGGUGCUGACAAGAAUGAACUGAACAAAAUAGCUUCAGAGCCCACUGCAGAACAUGUGCUUUACAUUGAAGAUUUCCACCUGCUCCACAGCAUGGCCCCCAGACUCUCUCGAAGGCUCUGUUUCACUGCCUCGGAGCCACCACGGCCCAUCAAGCAGACUGUGCAAGCUGAGAAGAUCAUCGGCCCACGGGAUUUGCACGUCAGUGAGCACAGUCACAGCUCACUGCGACUCACCUGGGUGCCAGCUACAGGGAGGGUGACAGGCUACCGUGUCCAUCUGCAUCCCUUGCUGCCUUCAGGGCAGCCCGAUCCAGAGGACCAGCAGCAGCAUCCCCUGUUCCUCUUGCUGCCAGGAUUGUUCAACUUGAUUGUGGUGGAUGGUGACAAAAGCACCGUGCUGGUGACUGACCUGAAACCCAACACCAAAUAUGUCUUCACGGUGAGGGCUGUCUAUGCAGAUGCCCUUGGGGAGUCAGCAGCUGUCAAAGGGAAAACAACACCCGUGCCUCCAGUCACUAAUUUUCGUGUGAUAGAAGAAGGACUGUUUAGCUUGAAGGUGGCUUGGACACCUCCACUGGGCAAGCUGGAGGGCUACAAGAUCUACAUCCCCAGAGCCAACAGACCAGGAAUGACCUACGAGCAGGUUCUACGGGGUGAUGUCUCUUCCCACGUGCUGGAUAACUUGCAGGAGGAUAGAGAAUACAGCAUCAGCAUCUAUGCAGUGUACCCCCAGGGGCCAAGCCAGCCUGUGGCUGCUGUGGGGAGAACAUUGAAGCUCCUGCCUGUGAAAAGCAUCUUACUGCAGAAUGAAACUACCGACACACUCCAGGCAAGGUGGAGCCUCGUCCGGGGAGCGACGGGCUACAGGCUCACUUGGACAUCGGCAGAGGGCAGCAUCCAGGACGUGAACCUCAGCAGCACCUACAGCUACUACAUGAUCCAGGGGCUGCAGCCUGGGACAGAGUACACCGUCACCAUCAACCCCAUUUUUGGGGAUGUCGAGGGGCCGGUGGUGAGCAGAAAAGCAACGACAGUGGCAUCAAGCACCGUCCAGAUGCUGAAAGUGAGUGAGAUAUCUAUCAACAGUGCUCUUGUCUCUUGGGACUCGGUUGCUGGGGCCACCGGGUACCGAGUGGCUUGGGGUCCUACACCAGAGUUCUUUGGCAAAGACCGUCCUCGACAGCUGGCCCUCAACAAGUCAAUCACAGCCUACCAGCUCCGCAACCUGGCCCAUGACACUGAGUACGUGAUUUCCCUCUAUGUGCUCUUUGGCUCAGUGGAGGGACCAGGGAUCACAACCUCAGCCAGGACAUCUCCUCUUGGCUAUGUCUCCAAUUUCAAGGUGAUGUCCUACACCAGCACAAGCCUGUCUCUGGUGUGGAGUGCCACGGCAGCUGCUACCAAGUUCAAAGUCACCUGGAGCCCUGUGGGAGAAGGCAAAGAAAAACAGGUUGCCAAGACUCAGUACCUGAGCAGUAGAGUGCUGGCUUACCGGAUUGACCACUUGCUGCCUGACACCCUGUAUAAAGUCAGUGUUCGGGCUGUCUUCAGCAAGAGUGAGGGGCUGGAGGUGACUCUGACUCACCGCACAGCAUCUCUUGCAGACUCCAAUCCCAUCCAGACCAUCCAAGAUCUCAGGAUUACUGACACUGGCAUAAAUAGUUUGAAGCUGGCUUGGAGGAGGCUUCCUGGAGUAACUCACUAUAAGAUAUCCUGGGUGCCAUUCAGUGGUGGCUUGGAAACCUCCCAGCUGGUUGCAGCAGACACAGUCUCCUUCACGAUCCCCAAACUGAAGGAGAGCACCACCUACACCAUCUGCAUGUCUGCAGUGAUCGGGGGACGGGAGGGAAGCCCCACGCUCCUCACAGCCAAAACCUUGGAUUUACCCAAAGUGACUGAGUUCACAGUGCAGGAGGCUGCAGAGACCAGCGUUUUGCUGACUUGGACAGCUGUUCCUGGAGCAUCCAUGUACUUAUUAACAUGGCGCUUGUCCUCAGCUUCUGAUCUUUCCCGGGAACUGUUAUCAGCAGCUUCUAGAUCGUAUCGAGUGGCAGGACUGAGUGCCAAAAAAAUGUAUUUGUUUUCAAUAAGACCAGUCUUUGGAGAUACAGAGGGACCAGAGACAACACUCCUUGGGCAAACAGCGGGACCUCACAGAGAGUCACCUGCACCAACUGUUCCAGUGACUUCUACAAAACAAGAUACUAUGAGAUCCCCACCCACAUCUCCUGGCAAUGUGGGGACCACUCCUCUUCCACUGGCCACCACCACAAAGCUACCAGCAACCCCAGAGACCCCUGUAGUGUCUGCACUGCUGACAACUCCUCCUGGGCCAAUCUGUGGCAAGUUCAAAGCAGAUGUUGGGUUCCUGGUGGACGAGUCCUCAAGUAUUGGCCAGAGCAAUUUCAAUAAAGUGAAGGAUUUCCUCUUCCGCAUCAUUUCCUAUUUCCCUAAGAUUGGGCCUGAAGGGACACAGGUUGCUGUUGCUCAAUACAGUGAGGAGCCCAGGGCAGCCUUCUACUUCAACCAGCACCGUGACCGCAACAGUGCCCUGAAAGCAAUCAAGGGUCUGCGCUAUGCUGGAGGCAACACAAAAACAGGUCGUGGUAUAGCCUACAUGCUAAAGGAGUUAUUUCAGUCCUCCAGAGGGAUGAGACCAGAUUUCCCUCACAUGAUGGUGCUCGUGACUGAUGGGCAAUCCCAGGAUGAUGUGUUGCCACCAGCCAGAGUAGCCCAUGCUUUGGGAAUCCGAAUCAUCGCUGUGGGUGUCUCAGGAGCUGACCCUGUUGAGCUCAACAACAUCUUGCUGCAGAAGAACCUCCAGAACCUUUUCUACGUCAGCACGUUUGAUGACUUCCCCCAGAUCCUCCGAGAGCUGAUAGAAGUAAUUUGUUCUGACCCUCAGCUUUCAGGGACCCAGAUGCCAUCUGGGGAGGUUGCCAGACAUGAAGCCAACAAGCAGUUGCCACUUGGUGGCACAGGGAGCAAGCCACACAUCCCUGAUCCAUCAUCAGCUGAACCACAUAUCCAAAAAGAAGAGGAAGCUUGUGGUCCCUGGUGUUUAAAGAGCUUCAGGGGCUCACCAGCUCAUGGAGGCUAUGACCCAUACAGCUUUACCACAAAGGGAGAGAAAGGAGAGCGGGGUCUGCCUGGGAAGGAUGGCAUUCCUGGGCUGCCGGGCAGACCGGGGCGGACAGGUCCUCCUGGUCCCCCUGGAAUCAGGGGUCUCCCUGGCAUCCAGGGUGAUACUGGAUCUCCUGGCUAUCCAGGACCAGUGGGGCCAAAAGGAGACAGAGGUGAACCAGGCUAUGUCCUUGGAGGUGUGGAGGUGAUUCCUGGCCAAAAUAGGCAACCUGGCCCCCCAGGACAGAAAGGGCAGCCAGGUGUUCCUGGGGUGGCAGGACCACCAGGUUUACCAGGGCCACAGGGGCCACCAGGGAUCUCCAUCAAGGGUGACCCAGGGGAUUCAGGUGUCAGGGGCCCUCGUGGGAGGAAUGGCCUCAAGGGUGACAGAGGAGGCAUGGGAGAGCCGGGGAAACCUGGCUUGCCGGGCCCUGUAGGGCUAGAUGGUGUUCCUGGAUUGCCUGGACCAAGAGGAGAAAAGGGGAUGACAGGAACUGGUAUUCCUGGCACUGUUGGCCCAAAGGGAGAAGAAGGAAAGCAGGGGGUGAUGGGACCUCCAGGAGCAGCAGGACCUAAGGGUGACAAAGGGCAAGGUGGUGUUAAAGGGGAGAAGGGACUCCCAGGACCUCCAGGGCAGAAGGGAGACCAAGGGAACCCAGGAUUUCCAGGUGCUCCAGCUAUGGGGGUUUUGGGACCUCCAGGCAAGAAAGGUGUCAGGGGAGAUAUUGGGCCAACAGGGGCCCUGGGACCACAAGGAAACAAAGGAAUACAAGGGGACAAAGGAGAGAAGGGAAGUCCAGGUUUUGGCAUUCCUGGUCAGCCUGGGCUGAAGGGAGAUCCAGGCGACAGGGGAAACGUAGGUUUGUCUGGCAAACCAGGUCAGAAGGGAGAUAUAGGUCUGAAGGGAGAGAAAGGUGAACCAGGAUUACCUGGGAAACCAGGCAAGACCGGACUAAGAGGUAAAGAUGGAGAACCAGGGAAGAAAGGCACCUCUGGGACCAAGGGAGAAGCUGGUGUCCCUGGAGAACCAGGAGAGAGAGGAAUCAGGGGACCACCUGGACUCCCAGGCCGGCCUGGAGAGCAGGGGAUAAAGGGCGAUACAGGACAGCCUGGGAAGGAUGGAAUCACUGGAGAGAAGGGAGACAAGGGCGAAUCUGGUGAACCUGGGCUGCCUGGGACUCCUGGAAGCAUUGUAUCUUCUCUGGAGAACACCAUCACCCUGAAAGGCGACAAGGGGGAUCGUGGGAAGGAUGGCUUGAAAGGUGAAAGAGGUCCUCCAGGCCCAAAGGGAGAACCUGGUCCACCAGGCAAAGGAGUGGAAAUGAAGGAUCUGGAGAGGCUUUUUGAAGCAAAUGGUAUCAAGCUGGCACUGCUGAAGGACCUCUCCAACGCACUCCUGCAGGAUGGGCUGGAUGGGCUGGUGCAGCAGCUGGGUGGCUCCAGGACAAGCAAGACCUCCCAGAGAAAGCAGGCAACUCUGCAAGCCACCACGCAUGGCGAUUUGCUGGUGUUUGAUACUUCUCAUGAUGCCCUGGCCAGCACCGAGGUGACAGAAGAAGCACAGAGCCUGGAGGUGGAGGCUCAGUUUAGGGUGCCUGUGUCUGGAGGACUCCUUAAGGGUCUAUCUGCUGGUGGUUCUGAACCUGAGUACGAGUCCUUAGGAAACCCUCCUGAGUCCUUGGAGAAAACACCUGAGGAAAGAAGGAACGAGAGAGACUCAAGAGGGACAAACAUUUCUCUCAGCAGUAGCUUGGCUGUGUCCCCACCACACCCAGAAGAUGAUCGGCAAGGAAGUCAGCCCAUGGAGCUUCUCAAGUCCUUGGAGGAGGGGAUGGAAGGACAACAGGACGUCAGCCAUGAAAAUGUGAGUUUAGACGAUGGCUCUGCGCUCCCAAGGCACGUUAGAGCCAGGAGAUCUGCUGAGCAUGAGACACACAUGGUUCAUCCCCCUGGUGCCCCGGGAGCUCGAAAAUCCCCAUCUGGAUCCACGGCGUACCCAGACCCUGACCACCCGAGGAGAAUUAAGAAAGAAGAAACUGGCUCAGAAGAUCCACCCUCCCAUGGCCAAAAGGGAGAAAUGGGAGCUCCAGGAGUCCAUGGAGACAAAGGAGAAAAGGGGCAGCCUGGGGAGAAGGGGGAACCUGGAGAAAAGGGCACCAAAGGAGACAGGGGUGAAAAUGGUCAAAAGGGAGAACCAGGAAUUGGGUUUAGAGGUCCCGUUGGUCAGGCUGGGACACCUGGAUUUAAGGGUGAGCCAGGGUCCCCAGGACCUCCAGGAGCUCAGGGCAUCCAGGGCAUUCGUGGCAAUGCUGGCACCCCCGGGUCACAGGGGGACAGAGGGGCUCCAGGUCUGCCCGGGAUGCCAGGACAGAAGGGGGAGCGUGGGAAGAGAGGCCGGAAUGGAUUUGCUGGGCCCACAGGACCAUCAGGAUCCCCAGGAAAAGAGGGGAUUCCCGGGAUACCUGGACCCAAAGGCAACAAGGGAGAAAUUGGCAUUGGAGCAGCUGGCCCAAGAGGUCCUCGUGGACUGCCUGGCCCUCGGGGUGAUGAGGGCAUCGUGGGAGUCCGGGGCCCCACUGGCAUGAUGGGUCUAAAAGGCUUGCCAGGUGUGAAAGGAGAAAGAGGUGAUCGGGGACUUCUGGGACCCAAGGGAGAAAGAGGGGAGCCCAUGACUAUUUUUGGACCCCAGGGCUAUAAAGGCAGUAAAGGAGAUCCUGGUGAACAGGGUCUGCCAGGUUUUGAUGGAGACAAAGGCGAAAAGGGAGAGGAUGGGCCUGUAGGAGAAAAGGGAGUCAAAGGUGAAGCUGGCUCCAAGGGAGCGAUGGGGCUUUUUGGAACAAGAGGACCGGUGGGGCAGAAGGGGGACCCAGGAGAACCAGGCUUGCCGGGCUCUGCUGGUGCAGCAGGUCUCAAUGGGAAGAAUGGAAACAAGGGAGCCAAAGGUGACAGGGGUCUUCAGGGGCAGAAGGGGAAGCCGGGAGGGAAAGGUGAUCCUGGGACCACGGGUGACAUCGGGCAGAAAGGAACAAAGGGCUUACAAGGCCUUCCAGGACGCACCGGUGCUCCCGGAGCCAAAGGCACCAAGGGAGAAAUUGGCAGUCCUGGAAAAGCAGGGAUCCCAGGGCUGGAUGGAUCCAACGGACAAAAGGGUGAACAGGGAGAAUCAGGAGACGAUGGUGCCUCGGGGAUUCCUGGGGAGAAAGGAGAAAAGGGGGCCAAGGGAGUGCCUGGCUUGGGAGGCUUCAAAGGACAAAUGGGAUGGCCUGGGAAGACUGGAGCUGUGGGACCAGAUGGACCUCAAGGGCCACAGGGUGAACCAGGGCCACAGGGUCCACGAGGGAAAAGAGGGAGAACUCAGCUCUGCCUCAGGGGACCCCCAGGCGCGGACGGGCAAAAAGGAGAAAUGGGUGAAAAUGGUCCAGCUGGCCAGAAAGGAGAAAAGGGAGAUCCUGGUCUUUCUGAGGAAGAGGUGAAGGAGGUGGUCAGGACGGAAAUGAGAGGCAGAUGCGAUUGUGGAGGUGAGUUGAGAAGGAUGCUCAUGGAAAGGGGUCUGGAGGCAGCUGAAAUCAACAGGCAGCUCCAAGGGUAUUUUCAGCCUCAGGAAUACACCAGAAGGGAUGGUGAAAGCCAGGAAGAAAUGCUUAACAAAACUCAGAGCGUGACCACAUUGGUGACUUCGGUGAAACCCUUCGUGGAGACACUUUCACUUAUUGCAGCAGCUCCCCGGGCACGGCAGAUAACGGGUUCCUCUCAGCACAAGCGCCGAGAAGUCCACAGUCAAUUACCAGCCCCUUGCCUGCAGCCAAUGGACGAGGGAUCCUGCCGGCACUACGCCCUGCUCUGGUAUUACCAUGCAGAGGCCGACGCCUGCCGGCCCUUUGUCUUCGGGGGAUGCCGAGGGAACAGCAACCGCUUCGAAACCAAGUGGAAAUGUGAGCAGCGGUGCAAAACCUCAGCAGAUGUUUCCUUCCAACCGGAGAUAUGACGCCCAUGUAACAGCAGGCACAUACCACGUGUACAGGCGCUGCUUUCUCCUAAUAAAAUCACCGUGAAGACUCCAUGUCUGGCAUGCGGGUUUGCCUCCUGCAAGGACAUCGUCCUGCACCAACUCUUCCCAACAGUAAAACAUUUAAUGGCUAAAUAACACAUAUAAAUACACCCUAGUAUCUACUCAGGAGAUGGGUUUCAC